This is a messenger RNA of Thlaspi arvense, 1002 nucleotides long. The record is from the annotation of a GenBank genome assembly. Lineage: Eukaryota; Viridiplantae; Streptophyta; Magnoliopsida; Brassicales; Brassicaceae.
AUGUAUUCGAUAAGUGUCAAUCUCAACGACGACGAUCCAGAUAUAAAAGUGCGUGAGUUAGCCUUAGAUAUUCCCAGUUUAGAACCUAAGCUAAACGUUGUUAGCUGCUGCAAUGGGUACUUCUUGUUACGUGACACGGAUUAUAGAGCCGUGGUUUGGAACCCAUGGUUGAAGCAGAGUAGAAUGAUUGAGGCCAAAGAAAAUUUCAGGUUAUGUGGCAUAGGAUACGAUAGUUGUAGUCCCGAAAGGAUUUACAAGAUCGCUGGGUAUACUUUCUGCGUUGGUAGACCGAUUGCAAGGAAGUAUUCUUUUUACCAUCAUCAAGAUACUUCCACGAAUAAGGUUAAAAUGGUGAAAGAGAAGAAAUUGAAGGUUAUAAGGCCUCUUCGAUUUGUCAUCUACGAAACUGCAACCAAUUCGUGGAGGUAUCUUGACGAUGUCCAAUCGACAGCAAAGUCCCCAGGAUUUUGUGGAUCUAUAGAUUAUAAUGUGUCCUUAAAUGGAAAUUUGUAUUGGACUGCUGAUAAUCUGGAAACUUGUUUCAUCCGAAUGCUCCACUGUUCGAAAGAGAUAUUGAAGCCCUUUUGUAUUCUACCUUGCACGAAGAAUGAUCCUAACCAUAAAUUAGGUUCUCAUGCCCUCACAGUUUUCAAGGGAGAUAGGUUUUCGUUUUUAGAAGAAUGCAGUGAAACGAGGAAGAUUGAGAUCUGGGUGACAAAGAAGAAAAUCACUAAUGGUGAUGAUGGAGACGAUGUGGUGUUGAUUAAGUUCAUGAGUGUCGCAAUGCCUAACUUCUUUUAUUUACGCAACGAGUUUACAAGCUACUUGGUCGAUGAUAAUAUCAAUGGAAAGAGCUUCGUCAUGUGUUGUCGCGAGAAGACGAAACAGGCUUGCGUCUAUAUUGUGAGGGGAGAUAUGUGCAGAACGAUUAAAAUAGAGAAAGUGGUUGGUGAAUUACAACGCUGCUGUGUUUAUGUUCCCAGCUUGAUCCCCAUCCCUUGA